Molecule: messenger RNA, 1445 nt
Organism: Chroicocephalus ridibundus (black-headed gull)
Lineage: Eukaryota; Metazoa; Chordata; Aves; Charadriiformes; Laridae
Gene: MSRA
Product: methionine sulfoxide reductase A
Exons: 7
Coding region: 33-776 (247 amino acids)
Biological process (GO): cellular response to oxidative stress
Cellular component (GO): cytoplasm
Molecular function (GO): peptide-methionine (S)-S-oxide reductase activity
Source: RefSeq, a predicted model, not a curated record
CCACCCCCCCCCGCCCCGUCUCCUCAGGGGCGAUGCCGGCAGCGGCGCGGCGCCUCCUCCGCCCGCUCUUCAGCUCCACCUUCAGGAUGGGCGACUCGGCCUCCCGGCUGCCGCAGAAAGAAGAAGCGCUCCCCGGCAGGAGCCAGCGCAUCCCGGUGGCAGUUUACACCCACAAGAAGAGUCUGGUUUCAUCUUCCCUACACCCUCCAGAUAAACACCACGUCAAUGGAAACAGGAUGGUAGAACCUUUCCCAGAGGGAACACAGAUGGCUGUAUUUGGUAUGGGCUGUUUCUGGGGAGCCGAGAGGAAGUUUUGGAGACAGAAGGGAGUCUACUCCACUCAAGUGGGUUACGCGGGAGGGUAUACUCCGAAUCCUACCUACAAAGAGGUCUGCUCAGGUAAAACUGGCCACACAGAGGCUGUACGAGUAGUAUAUCAGCCAGAAAACAUCAGCUUUGAGAAACUGCUCAAGGUCUUCUGGGAGAAUCAUGACCCGACACAAGGAAUGCGACAAGGCAAUGAUGUUGGCACACAGUAUCGCUCGGCCAUCUAUACAUUUUCUCAGGAACAGAUGGAAGCUGCCUUGAGAUCUAAGGAAGAAUAUCAAAAGGUAUUGACAGAGGGAGGCUUUGGUACCAUCACAACAGAAAUCCGGGAGGCUCCGGAGUUCUAUUACGCCGAAGAUUACCAUCAGCAGUACCUCAGUAAGAACCCCGGUGGAUACUGCGGCCUCGGGGGAACGGGGCUUUCCUGCCCUAUUGGGAUCAAGAAAUAGCCUGUGCUUACUCCUCCGCCUCCACUUUGGUUUAGGGAGUGGUUUGAAAACAACCCCUGAUAGGUGUUACCGUAUGCCUGUAGCAUCAGAUUUGGGAAUCUUGGGGUGGCUUUCCGUUAUCCGCGCAGUUUCCCACUCACCGACAGUAACAGCCAAAGCAGAGGCAGAAAUCGCGCCUGUUGGCAAAUGCUUCUUGCUUUGUGCGGCUCACGGGGAUUUUCUUGCAAUCUUGUAAUCUGGAGAGAAAACAACUUAUAAAAUUUGGGCUUGACGUGGCGUUAAAGGGCUGAAUUGCGGGGUGGUGGCACCUGCUAACUGCUUUGCAUAACUAAUGCCUACAGACAUUUAUUUUCCAGGGUUAAUGAAGUUGCGCAUGUUAGGAGCACUUUGACUUCUGUAGACAUGGUUGGGCUCAUCGUAACUAUCACAAUGCUGUAAUAUGUUGUCUUUGAGAAUGAUAAAUGUAUGAGAUCAGUAAUUCUCUCACAAUUCCACUUUCACAGCAACAUGUAGUAUCACCUAGAGUGCCUAUUUUCUGAAAUAAUUUUAGUGAGAAAAAGUAAAAUUGUAAUGGGAUACUUCUUUCUGACAGUUCCAAAAAGUGUUUAAACACAAAAAGAAAUCAGUUUUGUUUCCUGAACUACAAUAAAAUUGCAAAACAAAGAAAAA